CUAAAACAUUUAUAAACACGAUUAGAACCGAAUUAGGCACACACAAACACAAAAAUGCCUCACACACACGGGGGAAUAUCGGACAAAAAGACUGAACCAGAGGUCCCACCAGAUUAUGCCAUAUAUCAGCAUCCACAAACGGAUGAGGUAUUCCUGCACAGUCCAUCACUGGUCGAUGAUGUGCUGCAAUUUAUGGAAACCAUAGGCGAUGCCAGCAAAAAUGAGGCCUCCGCUGCCACCAAGGAGAAGAAAAACUACAGUGAAAAGCUGACGGAUGACAACUUUAUGGUCACCAGUCGUUUGAUAUUCGGCGCCAGCUAUAAGCGUAGCAGAUCAAAGACCAAAGUCACGGCCAAUACAAAUACGUUUACAUUCAUGCGGCAGGUCGAUCAGGAUCUAAAGAGCCGCCAACAGGCGCGCAUCGAGCGGGAGCGCGUGGCCGAAAACUUCCGGCGUUUGGGCAAUCACGAGUACCGCAAGGAGAACUACGAGCUGGCCGCACAGCACUACACCCGAGGUCUGGCCACCAUCAAUGACACCCCCGUGCUCUAUGUGAAUCGUGCCCUGUGCUAUCUCAAACGCCGUGAGUUCAAGCGUGCCAUCAUGGACUGUGAUUAUAUUUUAACGUAUUUGGAUGAGAAAUAUCUGCGUGCCUGGCUCUACAAGGCAGCCGGCCACAAACGUUUGAACGACGAGGAACAGUACCAGCGGAGUGUCUACAUGGCCAAGCGUUCGAAUCACACAGAAUAUGAAGCUAUUGACAACUUUUUGGAUAAGAUGCGAUCGUACCUUUGAGCGAGAACAUCAGAAAAAAUAUUCGGUAAACAAUCAAAAAAAAA
Drosophila pseudoobscura is the source of this 839-nucleotide messenger RNA. Its product is annotated as tetratricopeptide repeat protein 12. Gene Ontology annotation, biological process: axonemal dynein complex assembly; sperm axoneme assembly. Lineage: Eukaryota; Metazoa; Arthropoda; Insecta; Diptera; Drosophilidae. The transcript has 3 exons. The record is from RefSeq and is a predicted model, not a curated record. Gene Ontology annotation, cellular component: centrosome; cytoplasm. The coding region runs from base 55 to 795 and encodes 246 amino acids. Gene Ontology annotation, molecular function: protein binding.